This is a messenger RNA of Daldinia vernicosa, 945 nucleotides long. RefSeq lists its product as uncharacterized. NCBI's taxonomy places the organism in Eukaryota, Fungi, Ascomycota, Sordariomycetes, Xylariales, Hypoxylaceae. The coding region runs from base 229 to 774 and encodes 181 amino acids. The transcript is spliced from 4 exons. The record is from RefSeq and is a predicted model, not a curated record.
UCCGAAUGGCACGAUUGAGGCUACGAGGGGCUAGAACAUACCACCACUUUCAAACGUCAUCAUUGCCUAUUGGUUACCUAUACCUAUAUUUACCUGGAAUAUAUUUACCUUGAUGAAAUCGUUAAAACUCCCUUUUACAGUUUGCAAAGUCUCUUUUUAAUUCUUGAUAUAUAAUAUAUAUCGAUAUCUCUUGCAUCGUUAUUAAAUAUAAACAAGUUAACCCCUAACAUGGCGCACGUUCUCCUUACCCCAGCUCCCUACCAUGUCUUAUCCUACGGUACAUUACUUGGAACAGAGGUUUUCCAUACAUUUAUAAACUCGAUACUCUCCUUUAAAGUUCUCGAGCGACCCCAAUUCGCAAUCCUACAACGCGCCGUCUUCCCCGCAUACUUCGGUAUCCAGUCUGCCGCCCCCGUGCUUCUCGCCCUAACAUAUCCUGGGAGGAAGAACCUCCUAGGCGUUCCCUCGGGCCUCGUGGGCGUGUUCCACCCGACAAACCGCUGGGGCGUACUUGUGCCGCUUGGCACCGUACUCGUAACGGGGCUUGUUAAUCUAGUAUAUCUACUUCCCGAGACGAACAAGGUAACUGCCUUGAGGCGAGAGCAAGAACUGAAGGACGGCAAAGCAAGUCACGAGAAGGGUGUUCAGUCAGAGGAGAUGACUGCGCUGAACAAGAAGUUCGGACAGCUCCACGGCAUCUCUUCGCUUGCUAACCUGAUCACGGUAAUUGCGACAGUUGUCUACGGCAUUAACCUAUCUGCCCGAAUCGUAUAAACGGGGCCAAUGAAUGCUAUUUAAUGAAUUAUAUGUAUAUGAAAAAAGGGAUGAGACAUACUUGGCGCUUCCAAUAAAGACGAUACGAGGUACAUACGAUAUUAGGGAACCAGAUUGUCAAUUUAUUAUAAUUUAAAAACUUAAAAAAAGAUUCGACUACCGAACAAGUUC